Wyeomyia smithii (pitcher-plant mosquito) is the source of this 3971-nucleotide messenger RNA. RefSeq names its product merlin (gene Mer). The coding region runs from base 460 to 2217 and encodes 585 amino acids. The record is from RefSeq and is a predicted model, not a curated record. NCBI's taxonomy places the organism in Eukaryota, Metazoa, Arthropoda, Insecta, Diptera, Culicidae. Gene Ontology annotation, biological process: positive regulation of protein localization to early endosome; regulation of organelle assembly; regulation of cell shape. The transcript is spliced from 6 exons. Gene Ontology annotation, molecular function: cell adhesion molecule binding; actin binding. Gene Ontology annotation, cellular component: filopodium; plasma membrane; apical part of cell.
GUCAGCAAGUUUGUGCAAAUAAAUACUACACCUUUCACAGAACUGAAGUACCUUUAAAAUUCUUCCAAAACUUUGUUUAUUGAAAUUUGUUGUGUGUAAAAAGUGCAUCAAAUGCCGUUACAAACCUUUUACUUUGUAAAGCUACAAACAGUACAGUGAAAUAUGACUACUUUUCUGCAGCAAAUCGAGAUGAAGAAGGGCUAGAAUAGUGUUCCAUUUGCAAGCCGUCCGUGAAGGUUUAUUAAUGGUGUUUGUGUUUACGCAAGAAUUGAUGAACAAAUCAGAGGCCACAGUGAAAGCGAAUUACAUUUACGCUACUUUCUGCCUCAAAGUUCGCUGAAAAACGCGAUAAUCAAUUAAAACCACCGUCGUCUUCGUGGGUUUGUCAUCGUUUUUAUUGGAAAGCGCUGCCUUAAGGUGGAUUCCGAAAGCAUAUUCGGGGCACCUCCGUCCGGGAGAAUGAUGGCCCCCUUCCGGCGCAAAAAGUCCAGCAAGGAGUUUCCGGUCAAGGUUUGCACCUAUGACUCGGAGCUGGAGUUUCAUCUAGAGCAUCGGGCCACUGGUAGCUACCUUUUUGAUCUGAUUUGUCGCACAAUUGGUCUGCGGGAGACAUGGUACUUCGGUUUGCGCUACGUAGACAAGAAGGGCUACAAAAGCUGGCUGAAAAUGGACAAAAAGGUUCUCGAUCAGCACAUAAACCUCACGACCGAGGGAUGCAUGUUUAUGUUUAUGGCUAAAUUCUUCCCCGAGAAUGUCGCUGAAGAGUUGGUGCAGGAAGUUACGCAGCACAUGUUUUUCCUACAGAUUAAAGCAGCAAUUCUGUCAAUGGAAGUAUACUGUCCGCCGGAAGCUUCUGUCCUGUUGGCUUCCUACGCCGUGCAGGCUAAGUAUGGUGAUUACGAUGAGGCUGUCUGUAAACCGGGUAUGAUAAAUAGUGAAAAUCUGCUACCGCAACGGGUUAUUGAGCAGUACCAGAUGACACCGCAGAUGUGGGAAGAUCGAAUUAAAACUUGGUAUGCUGAUCAUCGGGGCAUGUCCAGGGACGAAGCGGAAAUGGAGUAUUUGAAAAUAGCACAAGAUCUGGACAUGUUCGGUGUAAACUACUUUCCGAUCACGAAUAAGAAAAAUACGGAAGUCUUCGUCGGUGUGACGGCACUGGGACUGAAUAUCUACAGCAAGGACAACAAGCUGACCCCGAUGACAACCUUUCCGUGGAACGAAAUCCGCAACAUCAGCUUCGACGGGAAGAAAUUUUUCGUCAAAACGAACGAAGAGAAGGGCAACGUCGCGACAACGUUCUACUCGGAAAAAGCCCGAACGAACAAGGAACUGUUGGACCUGUGCGUAGGCAACCAUGAGCUGUACAUGAAACGGCGCAAGCCGGACACGAUGGAGAUUCAACAGAUGAAGACGCAAGCGAAGGAGGAGAAACACCGACGACACAUCGAGAGGAACAAGCUGGCCCGGGAGAAACAGCUGCGCGAAGAAGCGGAGCAGGAAAGAGCCAACAUGGAGAAAAGACUGAUGCAACUGCAGGAGGAAAUGGCAGCAGCCAAUGAGGCUUUGCGUCGAAGCGAAGAAGCGGCGGAACUGCUUGCGGAGAAAAACCGCUUAGCAGAGGAAGAAGCUUUACUACUAUCGCACAAGGCACUAGAGGUAGAACAGGAGAUUAACCGAAUGCGCAUGACGGCGCGGAAAACCGAAGAAGAAAAAAUCUACUUGGAACGAAAGACGCAGGAGGCGGAGCUGCUGACUGCUCGAAUGAUCGAGGAGUCCCGCAAGCGAUCGAUGGAGGCUGACAAGCUGAAAAACGAGCUGAUUCACGCUCGCGUGGCAGAAAAGGAAGCCAAGGAAAAACUGCUUACCUUUCUAAGUCGAACGUCAAACGAAUCGAUAUUUAUAACACCGUCUUCGUCGCCGGAAACUCCAACAUUGGAGAGCAAUACGUACGAUCUGCUGGCUGACGGGGAUAUGGAUCAGUUAUCACUGGAGAUCGAGAAGGAAAGAGUGGAAUAUCUGACAAAGUCUAAGCAGGUGCAGAAUCAACUGAAGGAACUUCGCUCGGAGAUCGAGCAACUUAAGAUUGGCGAGAAGCAGUGUCCCUUGGACAACAUAAGCGCCCAGCAGAUGCGCCUAGGUGAGACCAAGUAUUCCACACUGAAGAAGCUCAAGUCGGGCUCAACGAAAGCACGAGUAGCGUUUUUUGAGGAACUGUAAGUGACUAUGUGUAGAAUGUAGAUAUCGUUUAGUUUCGUUACUUCCGGUGGGACAGUGCGUGGGUGUUCUACGGUUUUUGGCUAUUCUCUGUACGUUUUGGCGUGCUGUGUUUUUUGUAUUUGUUGAGUUUGUUUCUUGGGUUGUAAAUUAAGAAAAAUAUGCUCGAUUGUUGCCUGUUUUUGAAUGUCCUCUAGAUUUGGUGGUUUGCUGGAACUUGAUCUUAUACAUUUCUACAGCUCAAGUCGGAAAAAUGGACUUACCAUUUUGGUGUUUUUAUCAUUCUAUCGAUACUUAUAACUCAAUUGAGCGAAGAAAAAAAUGUAACCAAUCCAUCGGUUAUAUAUAUAAAAGUUCAAAUUACCAGGCAUUUCUAGAUCAUGCACAAAUCAGCUAUAGUUUUGUCUUAAAGUGUCUAAAUGAGGUCUCUUUGCUACGUAAACUGGAGAUUCAACUAGUUGCCAAAUUGUACGGUUUAAGCGCAUAUGGGUGCUUUUACAAGUUCAGACUAGAUGGUAGUUUUUAUUCAAAUUGUGCGUGAACUUCAAAAUAUGUAGUGUUUACCGUUAUUCAGUAAACUAAGUAGGUAACUUCGAAUUACAUUUUAUUUAUGUAUCGUAGUUUUCGUAUACUAGCAAUAAUUUGAUGUAUUAAAUCACAUUUCUUCGGAUUGCAUAUAGAUUAUUUUAUUAUUUAAACAUUAGCCACAUUUAGGUAGUGUAUUUCCUAAGCCAUUACACCUGUUCCUGUUUUUUGUCGAUAAAAUUGUAUGAUAGAGAAAAUGUCUUGGAAUUCAUCCAUCGUUAGCAGUGAGGGCUAAACCAUUUCAGGAGCAUAAAUCAAUGCUAUUGUCAUUAGUCUACCAGUUCAUUCAUGAUAAUCGUUGUACCCCUUCACAAUUGACAUAUUAGUGGAUAAACACAUAAAACAUAUUUUUGCUUUGCCUAUACUCUCCGGUUACAACUAUAUAUUAAGUCAGCCAUAAACGACUAAUAAAAACUAUUCUAAUUAACUGAAAUACAGUGUUGAGCAUCAGUUUCACAACCCAUCCGUUCUACUGUUUGAAGUUAGACACUAUACUGCUGUUUUUUUAUUGAAGGUAAUUUGGCGUUUGGUUUUUUGCUUGUGUAAUUCAUUCUACAAACAGCUCUAUCUUCUAUCGUUCAUUGGCUAUUAUUGAAUUUGGUUUUCUUUUUUUCUUUUUAGUGGCCUGUUUAUGAUUGGGAUUCUGUUGAUGCAUCUGUGAUUGUUAUAGUUGUUGUUUAUGUGCUCUGUUUGAAUCUAAGGUGUAAAUUUUCGUUAUUUAGCGAAAAUUAUAUCCACCGAAUAAUUUGAAUUCCUGCUAUGAACAAUUUAUAGCAUAGUUUGCUAUUAAUAAUGAUUUUGAUUGCUUUUCUCGUUAAUAGGGAGCCGGAGGAAUCUAUAGCCUAGUUAUGUGCGGUGGUCCCAUUGGAAGUUACACCCCUCACUUCUCUCACUAAUGACAGCCAUGUGAUUGUUUCACAACUAUACAUGAACAAACAACUACGACUUAUUGGCACAUGUUAACUAAAUCAUCAUUUAGGGUUAUUUUACUCAGGUAUUCGGGUAAGUAUCUAUUUGUAAUUUGGACUAUCCUCAGUAGUGUCCAACUUAAAUUAUCGGUUAGAACCAGUGUCAUCGAUUUCAGUAAAAAAUCAAGACGGAAAGUUUUGUUAAGUGUUCAAGCAAUUAGAUGUACUUUUUUUUAAGAAAUGAUAAUUGUUUUUACAUUAGAA